Molecule: messenger RNA, 776 nt
Organism: Prorocentrum cordatum
Lineage: Eukaryota; Dinophyceae; Prorocentrales; Prorocentraceae
Source: the annotation of a GenBank genome assembly
UGAUGAUGGGCAAGCGCAAGUACAACUCCUUGCUCAGCGUACAGGCGGACAGGCACUGGAGGAAGUGCCAGGGCAAGCCUGCGCCUAAGAUCGGGAAGAUCGUGCACUCGCAAAUCUCCCAGUUUCUCGCCAACUCCGCCAGGAUUCGUGAGAAUGUACGCCAGCGUGGGUGUGCCAAGCAUCUGUUGUGGAAGGCAAAGCUACCUAUCAGUAUUCAGGAGGCUGUGUGUGAGUAUGAUCCUCGUACGGUGUUGACGAUCCCAAACUCGACGAAGAACUACACGGCCUACAAAUGUACUCGGUGUGGCAUCCAGAGGGCGCUGGGGCAGGCGCCUUGGAAUAUAUGCAGUGGGAGACGCAAUAAAGUUACGCGGAAGCAGUUCUUAACAAGUACGGUCGGAGUAUCACGUAUGCGGCAUUACUUUGAGGAGGAGCAGAAGCGCAUCCAGAAGAAGAAGGCCAACUUCGGACCUGACAAGCGUGAGAAGAGAAGGAAGUAUUGGGCCGAGUACUCCAAGCGGCCCGAGCACAAAGAGAGGAAGCGGAUCCAGAACCAGAAGCUGGACAAGAGGAGGUUGAGGAGUGGCCCCGAGCGCGAGCGCUACCUGAUCCAGAAGCGCAAGCGCGGGAAGGAGGCCUGGAAGAAGAAGGCACCGGCAGUGAGCGGCCAGAUGCGCUUGGCCACGAUCAACGUCACCGCUCUGAACGCCGCCAGGCUGGAGGAGCUGCUCACGCACGACGACCUGAAGGAGGUGGACUUCCUGGCCCUGCAGGAG